Molecule: messenger RNA, 550 nt
Organism: Octopus bimaculoides (California two-spot octopus)
Lineage: Eukaryota; Metazoa; Mollusca; Cephalopoda; Octopoda; Octopodidae
Product: cytochrome c
Molecular function (GO): electron transfer activity; heme binding
Source: RefSeq, a predicted model, not a curated record
AAUUAGGAAAGAACAGAUUAUCGAUUGCGUCGAGCUCUCUCCACCUCUGCUUUGACGUCACUUCCCGUGUGUGUGUGUGACUCCGUCUUCUCUAGACUACAGUUGUGUCGUGUUCGUGCUAGUGUUUCGGUGUAGGAAUAAUAAUUUAAUAUACAAGGAUGCCAAUUCCUGCUGGAGAUGCAGUUAAGGGUAAAAGCAUUUUUGUCAAGCGCUGUGCUCAGUGCCAUACAGUAGAUUGUGGUGGAAAGCACAAAACUGGACCAAAUUUGUCUUGUCUGAUAGGACGUAAAACUGGCCAGGCACCUGGCUUUGCUUACACCGAUGCCAAUAAAAACAAAGGUAUUACUUGGACAAGGGAGACUCUUUUUAUUUAUCUGAAGAAUCCCAAGGAAUACAUUCCUGGCACAAAGAUGAUAUUUGCAGGUAUUAAGAGAGAAAAAGAACGAGCUGAUGUUAUUGCCUAUCUGGAGGAAUGCUGUAAAUCAUAAUGACAAUUGACUUAGUGAUCUCAAAAUAAUAGGAUUAGAUAAUAAAAUAGGCAAAAAUAUAA